AUGGGGCUGUUGGUCCUCACCAGCCCUGCACUCAUCAUCUGUUUCCUUUGCCUCCUUCUCCUGUAUGUGCAGAAGAGAAAUCACCGUACGGCAAGACUCCCUCCCGGUCCGACUCCUCUUCCCUUCUUUGGAAAUGUUUUUCAAGUAAACCUCAAGGACAUCCACACAACUUUCUCCAAGUUGUCCAAAGUAUACGGCCCUGUUUUCACUCUACACCUGGGACCCUCGCCCACCGUCGUCUUACAUGGAUAUGAUGCCGUGAAGGAAGCUCUGAUUGAUCAGGGGGAAGACUUUUUUGAAAGAGCAGCUAUACCAAUUUUUGAUGAUACCCUGCAAGGAAGAGGAAUCCUCUUCAGCCAUGGAGAGAGGUGGAAACAGAUGCGGCGCUUCACCCUCACCACCCUGAGGAACUUUGGGAUGGGGAAGAGGAGCGUGGAGGAGAGGAUCCAGGAGGAGGCACAGUGCCUGGUGGAGGAACUCAGGAGAACGCAGGCUCAGCCCUUUGACCCUACCUUCCUCCUCGCCUGUGCUCCCUGCAAUGUCAUCUGCUCCAUCCUCUUCAACGAGCGCUUCCAGUACAAGGACGAGAAAUUCCUCUUCCUGAUGAAGUUGCUGUUGGAAAAUUUUAAACAGAUAAGCUCUCCAUGGAACCAGAUCUACAACCUUUUUCCAGCCGUCAUGAGACAUAUCCCUGGGGAGCAUAAGCGUUUCUCAGAACGGCUCUAUAGCAUGAAGCAGUUCAUUCUGGAAAAGGUGAGGGAGCACCAGAAGUCCCUGGACCGUGAUAACCCUCGAGACUAUAUAGACUGUUUCCUCACCAAGAUGGAGCAGGAGAAACAUAACCCGGCAUCUGAGUUUGACUUGGAGAACUUGGCCACCUGUGGAUCGAAUCUGUUUACAGCUGGCACCGAGACAACCAGCAGCACCCUGCGAUAUGGGCUCCUGCUCCUCAUGAAGCACCCAGAGGUAGAAGCCAAAGUUCAUGAAGAAAUCGACCGUGUGAUUGGCCGGCACCAAAUGCCCAGCAUGAAGGACCGUCUGCUGAUGCCCUACACAGAUGCUGUGAUCCACGAGAUACAAAGAUACAUCACCCUCCUGCCUUCCAACUUACCCCAUGCUGUGAGCCGGGACACGAAGUUCCGACAGUAUGUCAUCCCCAAGGGUACAAAGGUGUACCCGCUGCUGUCACCCAUCUUGUUUGAUCACAAGGAGUUUCCCAGCCCAGAGAAGUUUGACCCGGGCCACUUCCUGAAUAAAGACGGCACCUUCAGGAAAACAGACUACUUUCUGCCUUUUUCUCUCGGGAAACGGGCCUGUGUGGGAGAGAGCCUGGCACGUAUGGAGCUCUUUCUCCUCAUCACCUCCAUUCUGCAGAACUUCUCCCUGAAGCCCGUGGUGGAAACAAAGGAAAUCGAGAUCAAACCCAUUGUUACCGGUCUGAUCAACAUCCCUCCGUCAUACAAGAUGUGCUUUCACCCCAGAUAGGACUUUUCUCUUUAGCAACUUAAAUCUGAGCAAUUGCUCUUUCUCUCCCAUGGCCAUCCCCGUUUGCAAGCCUCCCUUCAUUUCCAGAGCCAACUAGGACAGAAACAACUUGAAAAACUUGGCAGUGAAAAACUUGACAAAUAUUUCUUUAAAUCCCAAAUUCCUUGACAAAGACAGAACUGAGCUCUGCAAACUGCUAGAAUACUUAUACUAUCUCCAGGCCCUUUUCAGUACUUCAUUAACCCGUGCGCUGGCAGGACUGAGUCCAGGCCCUCUAAAGGCUUUUACCCCACAAAUAGAGCCGUCUUUCUGGGGCUUUGGAGGUAAGCUGAUUUUCUCUAGAUUUUUCGAAGUAGAACUAUGAUGGCCUAGUUCUGUAGUUCUUCUCUUUUUCAGUUGAAAGCACUUUCA
Messenger RNA from Sorex araneus (European shrew), 1896 nucleotides. Its product is annotated as cytochrome P450 2C23-like. The record is from RefSeq and is a predicted model, not a curated record. NCBI's taxonomy places the organism in Eukaryota, Metazoa, Chordata, Mammalia, Eulipotyphla, Soricidae. The transcript has 9 exons. Gene Ontology annotation, biological process: xenobiotic metabolic process. The coding region runs from base 1 to 1485 and encodes 494 amino acids. Gene Ontology annotation, molecular function: iron ion binding; oxidoreductase activity, acting on paired donors, with incorporation or reduction of molecular oxygen, reduced flavin or flavoprotein as one donor, and incorporation of one atom of oxygen; heme binding. Gene Ontology annotation, cellular component: cytoplasm; intracellular membrane-bounded organelle.